This is a messenger RNA of Stylonychia lemnae, 1896 nucleotides long. The record is from the annotation of a GenBank genome assembly. Lineage: Eukaryota; Ciliophora; Spirotrichea; Sporadotrichida; Oxytrichidae.
AUGAAUCAGACUUAAAAAUCUAGAGUUUACCCCUAUCAUGCUAGAAAGCUUAAAGAGAGCUUCUCUGACAGACAAUCGCAAGAUUCCUAGUCUUAAUCCUAGAACUAAAAUAGCAGCAGCCCAAAUGCCACUAAAUCUCAGUUUAUUAAGCAUAGAAAUAAGUCAGAACUUGACUAAAUUCAGGACAAGUUUUUCAACUUUGGAGGCCAGACUCAGUCUGUGAGGCUGCCCUUUUUGAAUAAGUCUCACAUAUAAAACCCUCUUGAAGUCUCCAAUAUCAUACUGGGUCUUACUCAAACAUACUUGAAAUCACCCAUUAAAAAAAGAGAAGAAGAGGAUAGAAGUGAAAAGACUGCAAGUAAGAUGUCCAAAGAGCUAUCACCUCAGCAAAUAUUGCAAAAUAUACAUGAUCAAUUGGGAGGGAUGCGCCCCAUAGACAUUAAGAAAGUGAGGAAGCUAUCACCCUAUAAGCAGUAGAAAUUUUACUAUGACAAAGAGCUUAUGUUUAAUCGUGAGUCUUAAAAGCGAAAAAGGAAUUACACUGAGCAAUAUUACAAGACUCGCACCAUAGCAAACAGUGAAAGUUAUUUGAAUAAGUGUGUGGCCUAAGUUAACGGCGUUAAGCUAUUCAAAGAGCAGGACGAGAUAGAGUAUGAUCGCUAGUAAAGCCAAAUAAAGAAUAAAAAGCAGGAGUUUGCAAUCAUCAACAUGUCGAAGAUCCUGGACGUUGAAAAUGAAACCGAUUACGAGGAGAUGAUGAUAUAAAAUACCACCUAAGAUAUCGACGGCAGCACAAGCGCUUAAAACACUACUGUAGACAUUCUAGAUCACGCCUAAUAGUAGCUAUAGCAACUUCAAUUGUACAAUCCUAUCAAUAUUCAUAAGUAUCAUGAAGAUGAGUUGAAGAUCGAAUCAGGAAUAGAUAAGAGAUUUAGAUUUGUGUUGGAGUAAUAAGCAAGACAGCCUAAUCUCAAGGAUGUCGAAAUAUCUAAUAGCGAGAUUCUUAAGAAAAUUAGACAGAGAUACUUCCAAAACUAUCAAAUAGUGCCAAUUAACACUACAACUCAGCAAUAGAUAUAGAAUGAUUUGCUGAAGACAUCUAUUGAUAACUCAUUUCUGUCUAUCAAACCCACCAAAAAUAGAAACAAUAAUAAAAAGCAGACUAGCUCAUUAACUUUAAAUACGACAUCGAAGGAGUUAGUCCAGUCUAGACUUUAUCUGCCCACUAAGUAUUCAGUGACGCCUAAGAUCAGAACUGCUUCAAAUGAAGAGUAUACUAAGUUACUUUCAAACUCUAAUUUCAUCCUGCCACAAAUAUUCAAUCAAGUGCUGUUUAAAAAGGUAUGUGAAGACCUCGAAAAAUAAAAAUAGGUGUUAAAGGAGUAAUAAGAUAAGAAAUAACAGUAACAUGAUGGAAGUGAAAUAUAGGAUAACCAGAAGAAAGACACUUAAACCUCUCCAUUUAUUACAUAAUAAAAGCCAGAGUAAACUUAUAAAUCAGCUAUGAAACAGCCCAGUGAAAAUAGAUCAUCUAACAAUGGAUCUAACCUUCGCAUGAGUCGAACAAAUGACAAUCGUAAAACAGUAAGCAUAUCCCCGUUUUACGAAUCUACGAUUCUUCCAGCACCAAUGACUAAGUUCUCACCUUAAAAAGUAGAGCAGUCGCCUAGGUAUUUGAAGGUGAGACCAUCUAUUAACUUAGAAAAAGACUAGGAAUACAUAAAUGAUACAAUUAAGAAGGGUUAAAAAGUGUGCUUUAGUGGCAAGCGUGGCCCUGUUCAAUACAGUGAAAUGGCUUUGUACCUAAGUGAGCAGACCAAUAAUAAGAAAACUAAAAGCAUAAAACAAAGAAUGGAUGAGGAAACCACUCAAAUUCUGUAAGAGAUAUUUAGAUGA